Molecule: messenger RNA, 1158 nt
Organism: Lactuca sativa (garden lettuce)
Lineage: Eukaryota; Viridiplantae; Streptophyta; Magnoliopsida; Asterales; Asteraceae
Source: RefSeq, a predicted model, not a curated record
CGUUGCCCACAUCUGUCGUCGAUUCUUUGGGUUUGGGACGAUACCCAAAAAUCCUCUUUUUAUCACACCUACUUCCUCUUAUCGUAACUUCGAAUCGCGAAUCAAAAAUAUCUGCUUCAUACAAGUUUCUCUUCUAAAGGAAUUCAGUAAUUCAGCAUCAUAGUCGCUAACGAUUCCUUCAAAUGCUGUACAGCGUUAAUGGCCUUAGAAGAAACACCAUUUGAUUCUUCAGGAAACGUGUCACUAAACAAGAACUCAAAACCAGUUUCUGAAAACUCAACAGGAUUUUGCGAAUGCAAUAUAUGUUUAGAUUCUGCAAGAGACCCUGUGGUUACCCUAUGUGGCCACCUCUACUGUUGGCCUUGCAUUUACAAAUGGCUCCAUGUCCAAGCAACAUCCACUCUUGAAUCCGAUAAACAACCCAAAUGCCCUGUUUGUAAAGCUCACAUCUCCAACUCAUCUUUAGUUCCACUCUACGGACGUGGCAAUUCCAAUCCCAAUCCCAAUUCCAAUUCCGAUUCACCAUCAUCGGAAUUGGAAUCGAAAAGCGAACACCAAUCGGAGUUAGUCAUACCUAGUAGACCAUCAGCACCUGGCGGGGCGAUUUUGCAUCUGAAUCAGCAAAUCAAUCCCCAUCCGGUGCCUUUUCAGUCACAGUCACAGUUUCAGCCUCAGCAGCAUAUUGUGAAUCACUCACACCCGUUUGGAGGGUAUACGUUUGGGCCAUCUAAUUUUAAUGGGCCAAUGACACCCACUACCGGCUUUUCAAACCCGUUUGUGGGAAUGGUUGGGGAGAUGGUUUGUGCAAUGAUAUUCCGGAGUUCUGAUUCCGGGUUUUUGGCGGCUUAUCCAUAUGGGUCGUACCAGAAUCCGUAUCCGGCUUCGGGUACCACGAGUCCACGGGUUAGAAGGCAAGUAAUGCAGGUGGAGAAAUCGUUGAACCGAUUAACCAUCUUUUUCUUUUGUUGUUUCAUGUUGUGUCUUUUCUUGUUUUGAGUUUUUUCAUCCUACGUGUGUGUUUGUGUGUAUAGGUUGCAUUUAGUGGGUUUAUGAAGAAUAUAUUUAUAUAUUUUUGUCGAUAUACAGAAUUUACACUAUAUUGUAAUCAUUGUUAUUUGAUGCCAUACAUUGAUACAAGCCUUUUCCAGUUUGUGAACA